UAUGCAGUUUGUUCCCAGUUCUCCAGGGGUGUCUAUGCCAUCUUUGGUUUCUAUGACAAGAAGAGUGUGAACACCAUCACGUCUUUCUGUGAGACCCUCCACGUGUCCUUCAUCACACCGUCGUUCCCUGCUGAUGGACUCAAUCAGUUUGUCCUUCAGAUGAGACCCGACAUCAAGGGACCUCUGGUCAGCUUAGUGGAGUAUUACAAGUGGGACAAGUUCGCCUACCUCUAUGACAGUGACAGAGGUCUGUCCACCCUGCAAGUGAUCCUGGAUACAGCAGCAGAGAGGAAGUGGAUUGUAACAGCCAUCAACGUAGGCAACCUGAAGGAUGAGAGAAAGGACGAGGCGUAUCGCUCCAUGUUCCAAGACCUGGAGAUACGAAAGGAGAGGAGAGUCAUUCUGGACUGUGAACAAGACAAGGUUAAAGACAUCAUGGACCAG
Molecule: messenger RNA, 444 nt
Organism: Oncorhynchus masou masou (cherry salmon)
Lineage: Eukaryota; Metazoa; Chordata; Actinopteri; Salmoniformes; Salmonidae
Product: glutamate receptor 2-like
Exons: 2
Source: RefSeq, a predicted model, not a curated record